CAGAAAACACUACAAACACAAAACCAAAAGGACCACGAGGGGUCAAAAAAUAAAAGGGGAUUAACAAACACUAAAUAACACAACCUAAAUACACAUCUAAAACUGGGAAUCUCUGACAUAACCAUCAAACACAAUCAAUACCAACCAACAACACCACAACACACACAAUGAACCACUGGGGAACUGAACAGAAGCAGGAACUAAAAUACUAAGGGGUAGCGAGACUAACACAGGACAGGUGAGGCUAAUUAAGAAAGACCAGGGAAACGGGGUACAAGUGAAACUAAUACUCAAAGGAACUAAACAGGAAAACUAAGAACUACCCAAGGAAUCAGAACACUGGGGAAUUACAGACAGGUAAAGACAAGCAGGGGCACAAGGAACAAAACCAAAAACCAUAUACAAAAUCACUAAAUACAAUAACUAGACAAACUGAACUGAAACACUAGGGAGCAAAAUACAAAAACAGGAGGUGGGAUUCAAACACAGGACAGAAGAUACAAAGACAACCGGAUGCUCAAGGUGUUGAGCCAUGAGGCCAACAGAACAGGAUAAACUAAAAGACAAACAUGAAGGACGGGAUGACCAGCAAUGCCUGCUAACCAAACGGGGAAGGGACACAGAGUGACAACAGGGGCUGACCCUGACAGUACCCCCCCCACCUAACGCGUGGACACCGGACGCGCGCAAGGGCACUGCCAGGGCCACAAAUAACGGGUGUACAAGACUAAGACACAGCACCGGACAGGGAAACCACUUAACGAAAACCAAGGAACUGGACACACAGAACCAAGAACUCAGACAAGAGGGGAACAAAAACAGAUGGGGCAGACACCAGGAGCUGGGACAAGAAGAUUAGACGAGGGAACACAGCAGGGGGCAGAACUUGGGGACCAGGAACAAACGGACGUGGACACUGAGGAACAGGACCAGGGACAUGAGAAUGAAAUUGUAUAGGGGAACCGGAAGGGAAAGGAACAAAAGGAGCAGGGAGUGGGAAAGGAGCAGGGACAUGAGACUGGGAUGGAAAUGGGGCAGAUAAACUGAAAGGGAAGGGCAAAAAUGGGACUUGUUGGGGCAGCUGGCCAGGAAACCGAAAAGGGAAAUGUUGGGUAGGAGGUGGGCUUUGUGGCCGACUGGAGGGCAAGGAGGAAUGGACUGCAGGACGAGGACAGGAACUGGAGGGUGAUAAGGAAUGGACUGCAGGACGAGGACAGGAACUGGAGGGCGAUGAGGAAGGGAGUGCAAGACUGGAGGGUGAUGAGGAGGUGGCUGCAAGACUGGAACUGGAGGGUGACAAGAUGGCAGGAUGGGAACAGAAAUUGGAAGACACCAACGAAGGAACUGAACAGAAGCCUGUUGCUGACCCGCCAGACCUGCCUGGCAGAGCAGAGGCGGCGACCCCCUGUGGGCCGGGCGCGGGUGGAGCUGGGGCCGUGGAGUCAGGUGCGGGCGGUGCAGGUGCCUCGGAGGGCGGCACCGCAGCUGCCAGGUCUGGCGGGUCAGCAACAGGCAGGUCUGGCGGGUCAGCAACAGGCAGGUCUGGCGGGUCAGCAACAGGCAGGUCUGGAACAGUGGGAGGCAGAGUAUUGACCGCCAGUGCUGGAACCUCUGGAGGCUUGGAAACCAUGGAGGCCAGAGCAGGGGUUUGCUCUUUUGCAGUGGUCGUCGCCCGUGUAGGAAUCCUGGGGACCCGCGGGAUGGCGUCCCCAACCAACCUGGCCCCUUUAAGAGCCAGGCGCGUACCUACAAAGGGGCGAGCUGCCAGCACUGGCAGCGAAGGAGCAGGCAGGUGCACUGCACUCCUAGGCUGCAUUGCCAUGAUGCCUUCCCCUGGGCAGGGCUCGGGCAUCGCGGCGGCGGCAGCGGCUGCGACCUCCCCUGGGCAGGGCUCGGGCAUCGCGGCGGCGGCAGCGGCUGCGACCUCCCCUGGGCAGGGCUCGGGCAUCGCGGCAGCGGCGGCUUGUUCACUGGACCUUGGGUCAGGUACUUCAGGCGACCCUGCCAGGUCCACCAGAUGCCAAAAUACUCUCUCUAUCCUACAUACCUCCUCCUCCAGAGAGGCAGGAGAGAGCUGGAGAAGUUGGUUGCCAGCUUCUGUCAGGGCUUGGCACAACCAUGGUGACUGGAGGACAGUUGGGGUCAGGGAUAGCCAUUUCCAGGCAUCCUGAAGAGAGCAGAGCUCCUCCAUACGAGCCCAGACGGCAUCCAGAACUUCAGGGGGGGCAGGUGUCCCAGAGCCUGGGGAUCGUCCUUGGGAGUGGUUCAUUCUGUUAGGGGUACAGGCAGCUCGGGCAUGCAAAAGAGGCAUGGUGCAGGCACAGAAAGGAUGAACGACCCACUUCUGGCUCAAAGAACAAAAAACAUGGUUUAUUUAACUGAACUAAAAAAACACAAGGAACACAAGGCACAACCAAAGGACCACAAGGGGUCAAAAACUAAAAGGGGAUUAACAAACACUAAAUAACAAAACCUAAAUACACAUCUAAUACUGGAAAUCUCUGACAUAACCAUCAAACGCAAUCAAUACCAACCAACAACAACACACACAAUGAACCACUGGGGAACUGAACAGAAGCAGGAACUAAAAUACUAAGGGGUAGCGAGACUAACACAGGACAGGUGAGGCUAAUUAAGAAAGACCAGGGAAACGGGGUACAAGUGAAACUAAUACUCAAAGGAACUAAACAGGAAAACUAAGAACUACCCAAGGAAUCAGAACACUGGGGAAUUACAGACAGGUAAAGACAAGCAGGGGCACAAGGAACAAAACCAAAAACCAUAUACAAAAUCACCAAAUACAAUAACUAGACAAACUCAACUGAAACAC
Messenger RNA from Paramormyrops kingsleyae, 2830 nucleotides. Lineage: Eukaryota; Metazoa; Chordata; Actinopteri; Osteoglossiformes; Mormyridae. The record is from RefSeq and is a predicted model, not a curated record.